Dothidotthia symphoricarpi CBS 119687 is the source of this 510-nucleotide messenger RNA. RefSeq lists its product as uncharacterized. Lineage: Eukaryota; Fungi; Ascomycota; Dothideomycetes; Pleosporales; Dothidotthiaceae. The record is from RefSeq and is a predicted model, not a curated record. The transcript has a single exon. Bases 1 to 510 code for a protein of 169 amino acids.
AUGCAUUCCCAUAUCGACCCCACGCAUCGUGUCGUUCAAGCUCCGGCUCGCUCCACUCAAACAAAUAUACAAACUCACCGCUACAACACCCCCACCCCUUACGGAACAACCGACCGAUCUGCUCGUCCGCUGUACAAUGCCCAGCAAGAAGACGCUCUUCGCACAAUGAAGCGUCACCAUGGCUAUGGAGGGUUAGACGCAUGGGGCGGAGUGGACGAGUAUCUGCGCUGGAGAAAACUCGGCUUUGUACCCACGGAGAAGGGGUUAGUGCCAACAGGUAGGGGUGGAGAGAUGGCGGAAGAAAAAUUCCAACAUUUGAAGGGGUUGGAGCAGGAUGGGAAGGAGGUUCGGUGGAGAGACGGGGAGAAUAGGACGAAAAUGAAUGGAGAGUCGCAGAAGAAAAUCCAUGGAGAGAGGGAACGAGGUGCUGAGAAAGAGAAGGAGACGAAGAAGAAGGAGAGGAGGGGGUGCGUUGUCAUUGGAGAGCUGAGGAGAAGCGCUGCUGAGUAG